CCAGAUAAUGGAGACAUGGCCGAGAAGAUCUAGUGUUCGCCAAACUGUACACAGGUUCACCUGCUGAACCUUCCCAACUCCACCAUGACCCCCCACUCACCGUGAUGCCCUGACUCUACCAUGCUCAACUGCGGGAGUCUUCACGGCUGCGGGUGUCACAAGAACUCCUCGGACCUGAGCUACUCCUCGGACUCCACGUCCAAGAGCUCCACUGACGACCAAGAUCCCUCCACCAUGAAGAAGCACCAGCACUGCCAGGAUGUGGUUAAGCACAACGGAGUGGGUGCAUUCCUCUCCGCCCUCUCACCCCGCAACCUCUUCCGUGGCUUCAAGAAGAACAACGAGUUCAGUAUGCCGAAGGCUGAGAGAACGAUGAAGGCGGCCAUUCUGAUACAGCAGUGGUACCGGAGAUACUUGGCUAGGAUGGAGGUACGGCGGCGGUAUACCUGGACCAUAUUCCAGAGUAUAGAAUACCAGGGCGAACAAGACCAGGUCAAGUUGUAUAAUUUCUUCAACGCACUUCUAACUCACAUUCCCACCAACUCAGCAUAUCUCCAGAAACCAACCAGCAGCGACGCUACCUCCAAGUCCUCAUCCACAGAUACGACUGUUGAGACCAAGUUUGAGGACGAGUCGCCUAGUGAUUGCAACAGCUCGCCCAACCACCCUGUAGAGAGCAACUACAAGGGCAUCCACCUCGGCAACCCCCUCACUCGCCGCGACCUCGACAAUCUUAUCGAGUCCUUCCGCAAGAAAAAGACACACCGGCUGCAUGCAAAAUACGUGGCGACGAUACUCAAGCAGGCGACGACGCAACUCAAGAAACUUCCCAACCUGAAUGUGGCGUCCACGGCAAUAUCGAAGCAGAUCACAGUCUGUGGAGACCUCCACGGCAAGCUGGACGACCUACUCAUUAUAUUUCACAAGAACGGCCUGCCAUCUGCAGAGAACCCAUACGUGUUCAAUGGUGACUUCGUAGAUCGAGGCAAGAAAGGGCUGGAAGUGUUCCUGCUGCUGCUGUCUGUGCUGCUGGUGUUCCCUGAUGGUGUGUUUCUGAACCGCGGGAACCACGAGGAUCACGUCAUGAACACAAGAUACGGCUUUAUAAGAGAAGUUCGACUCAAAUAUAAGCACAACGCAGAAAGGUUGCUGAAGCUGAUCGAAGGCGUGUACAGAUGGCUACCCCUGGGUACAGUGGUAAACAACAAGGUGUUGAUAGUGCAUGGUGGCAUUUCUGACAUCACCGACUUGGACUGGGUCCGCUCGCUGGACAGGCAGAAGUAUGUGUCACUGCUGAGGCCACCCGUAGUUCCGGAAACGUCAAACGCCGUCGCCACCGAAGCCAUCGACAAGAUGGAGUGGAAGCAGGUAUUCGACAUCCUGUGGAGCGAUCCCCAGGGCACCGAGGGUUGUGUGCCCAACACCUUGCGAGGCGCCGGGACCUACUUCGGCCCUGACGUCACGGACAAGUUCCUCGCCAAGCACAAUCUCAUGUUCAUCAUCCGCUCGCAUGAGUGCAAGAUUGACGGAUACGAGCUCACACACAGCAACAAGGUGGUGACAAUAUUCUCGGCGUCUAACUACUACGAGACUGGGUCCAACAAGGGCGCCUAUAUGAAGCUGGUGGGACCACAACUUGCGCCACACUUUGUGCAGUUCAACACAGCCAAGUCCGUGGCUAAGGCGCUCACCUUCCGCGAGAGGGUGGGGCUGGUGGAGUCCUCGGCCAUCCGUGAGCUCAACUCUAAGAUAGAAGCACAUCGCGAGAAACUUUUAGAGGCCUUCAGAAAGGCAGAUUCCAAUAACACAGGUCUAAUCUCCGUGACAGACUGGUGCACCGUCAUGGAGGCUCGCACAGGCCUCAGCCUGCCCUGGAGGAUGCUGAAGGAGAAGCUGGUCUCUGUGGAUUCUGCAGGCUCGGGCAAGGUCCGCUACAUGACCACCUUCCAGGACAUAGACCACUCCAAGAAAGAGCAUGGUGCUACGGUAGUAGAAACUCUUUACAGGAAUAAAUCAAGCUUAGAAGCAAUCUUCAGGAUCAUCGAUAAAGAUAACUCCGGCUUCAUAUCCUUGGAGGAGUUCAAGGAUGCGUGUGAGCUGCUGGGUGAGCACUUGGAACACCCGCAGGAUGAGGCGCUGGACAUCUGCAAGAGCAUGGACAUCAAUAAAGACGGGCUCGUGGAUCUCAAUGAGUUUCUGGAAACAUUCCGACUGGUUGAUAUGGAGGGCGCGCGUAAGGAGUCGGUGGAUGUCGACUCUGACGAGGACUUGGAUACUGUGAAAGUGGACUAAUGCAGAAGUAGCAGUAGCAUACGAUUAGUGGAAAAUACAUUAUUGACAUCCGAGGUUUUAAACAACAUUUAAAUUAUUGUACUCCUCAAAUCAAUUGGAACAAGUGAUAAUUUGGACAUCUUGUACUGUUGUGCACUGAAAUCUAAUCUAUAUUAUUGAAACAAAUACUUAUACGUAUUGUAAUCUAAUACGAUGGAAACAACGAAUUUAUAAGGUGAUGACAUUUUUGUGCGUGACAUCAAAUCCUUUGCAACAAGACGUUUAACAUUUAGAAUAUGUGAUACGGUUGAUAUCUGUCAGUUUAGUUUAUUGCUAUUCUUGAAGUUAUGAUAUGUAUGCUAAAGAGAUUUUAAAUAUAUUUCUUUCUUGUUUACACUAAGCUCAACUACUAGUCGACUAUUGGGGUUCAAGGAAUGGUGUGCCAAAAGACAUGUAGUUAUUUAAUUAUUCUACUGUAAGUAAUCUAAUUUAAUCUAGGUUAACGCUGGAAAUUUUCCGGGUACUUCGGUUAUAUGUACUGUAUUGUCUAAACAAUCAAUUAAUAAUUCAACUUAUAUGUCUUUUCAACCCGAGUUAUGAAGGUUUCCGAGUGAACUACAUUCUAAUCUACAGUCAAUGUCAUCUUUCACUAAGUAUAUCCUAUUGUUAACACCAACUAUGUAAGUUACAUUAUUUGUUGUAACUUUAAUUGUAUUAGUUACACAGGAGCUAAAUCAUUCAUAUGGACAAAGUGUGCUAAGGUCCAGAUGAUUAGUUAAGUUAGUUCUAAAAGCCGCCGCUAGGGUCGCUCCAUGACCACCGCACGUGCUAGUUCGGUCUCCUUCCAUACCGAGUGACAGCGCUAGUGUCGUGUUCUUAGAAAGCGGACUGUAGUGGCAAUUCUAGUGAAUCGACGCGAAUAGAGGCAUAAACUCACACCAUGAAAGGAGCGAAUAAGAGACGAUAAGUUCACUUCACGGCAGUCUGCACAUGUCAAAAUACCGCCUGUUAUAACAAAGAGGUUUGCUGUGCCUCAAAUUAUAACAUUGAGUGAGCGAGUAGUCUCUUGUGUAACUAGUACAGCAAAGGUUGUACUAUUGGCGAAGUGUUUCAACAUUAUUACCAUUGACUUUCAUUGUAAAUAGAUCUAUAAUGUAAGUAAUACUGUCGUCUUAGUUCCACACUAUCGUUAGAUGUUUAUAUUUUUUUCAUCACGUUUGAAUUGACUGUGAAACAAUUUAAUGGCACAACUUAUUUUCAGUCUUAGACACUUCAUAUUAUUACAUUGACACGAAGCAAGAAAGAGUUUUAAAACUAUGAGCAACUGUAAUUGUUUAAAGAUAACUCUUGUGAUAUUGAUAUAUAUAUAAUUCAUACAAAAACAUACACUGAUAAAAUAUAUGCUUCAUUGAGGAAUAAGGUAAUUGCGUGUUAUGUUUAUUGCUUAUAGUUGUAAUUUGCUAUAAAAACAAUCUUAUAAGAUAAGUAUUAGUAUUAAAUUGUGAUACUUACUUGUCCGUUUUAAGUUAUUGAAAAUAAGAAGAAUUUUAUAUCAGUUUAUUAAAAUCACGUAAAGUUCUUUUUAGAAAAUCCGUCCAAUUGAAAAAGUAGUAUAAAUUUACAGAUGCUCUACUUAUUAAAAACUAUUUAAAUUUAUAUUGUUGAUACAUUUUUAUAGUAAAAACAUAAUUAUUUUAUCUAAUAAUGGAUUACUUUAUACAUGUAACAGAUUUGAACAAUUUUUGCUUCCUUAAAGUUCUGUAUGUUGUUACUUUUACAAAAUUUAAUAUAAAGAUUUGAAAUAUACAACUAUUAUCCAAUAAUUGUACAGUAAUGAAUAAAUGUCAAUAAUACAAGCAAAUAAGUUUCAUGUAGUUUAUAUAUUUUUCAAGUAAAUUUUACACCUUCGGUUAUUUAACUUCUCAUUAUGUGGAUCUUUGGCUUUAUCAUACAAAUUCUAAAUCGUAUCCAUUUAUUUGCAGUGUGAUGUUUAAGAUAGAGAGAAAAUACUAUCAAACUAUGGGCAGAAGAUGUAACGUUACCAUGGCUAGGGACCAUAUCUAAGUGUCUAUCUAGUUCUUAUGUAAAUAAUUUAGAUUAUUUUUACAAAGAGUUUCCAUAUUUAUCGAAGGACUUUAUAAUUUACUGUAGUGUAAUUUGUGCUGUUUAUAAAUAUUGUGUACAUUGUGUGUUCAGUUAUACUGCGUUUAGUGUAAAACGUUAGAUGUAUAUUUUGGUGAAACCCGAAGAUAUAUUUUUAGAAAUAAUUUAUGUGAUUUAAAGUUUACUUAUAAAGUCAAUUUGACUAUUUUGAGUCAUUGAGUUGUUAAUUUUAAUACUUAAGAGUAUUUGUUAUUUGUUAGCCUUUUUAAGAUUUAAUUUUGAUAACAGAAUUUCGAAAUAAGAAUCUAGGAUUGUUUUUCUUGUAUAUAAAAAUCCCAGUGUUUUUAUUGUAUAUAAGUUAAGGAUAGACAGGACAUUGACGCAAGGACAAAACGGGUGCUAUGAGACUAGAGUAAUUUUUAUAGAAUAAAAAUUGAAUUGUUUGUGAACUAGUUAUGCUGUAAUUCAGUAUUUGUACCAGUUAUAUGUAUUGUUUAAAAACACUUGGCAGUACCUUCCAGAUUAUUAAAACUAUAAAUAAAAGUCAUUUUCAAAGAAAUAGUUAACUAACGUGCACUAGAAAUAAAUAAUUUUAAAGACUAUUCUAAAAAUAAAAGGAAAAUAUGAUUUUGAAAUGUCUUAAUAUUUUGAUAUAAUUUAUCAUAUUUGUAUGUAUGUCGUUAAUUAAAUUUAAAUCUAUAUUACAUAAAACUCGGUGAUCCUUAAGGGUUUAGUGAUCUUAUAAAUUGUAAUCAGUAUUUCAUUUAUUCAUUCAUUCAACCAAAUACUAAGUCUACUUCGUUAUCACUUAAAGCCAUAAAUAAUAAAUCACUUUAAUAGAUCAUAUAUUGAUUAAGUGUAUGUCCCAAAAGAUACCUUUAAAAUAGGCAACUUCUGAGUUUUACAGCAGCAAAUAAUAUAAACAUUUAAAUUUAACAGUUAAUAAGUAUUAAAUACGAAAUUGUCAGAUUUAAUUUGCAGUUUUUGCAAAUAACAAUUUUCCAUUGAAGUUUUAUGAGCAAAUGUUAUUUUAAUUUUAAAAGAUUAUUGAAAGGGAAUUUCUAACACUAUUUAAGUAAGUUAAAUUAAAAAUUAUUUAAAAUAUUUAAAAAAGUUAUAAAUAGUUAGAGUAAUUUAUAUUUGCAAAUUUCUCUGUUCGUGUAAUCUCGCUAAGAAACUUAAAAACUGGAAAUUUAAUUUUAAGUUAAAAAUACGGUAUUGUGUUUAAAAUAAAGUUUGUGUUCAAUUGUGUUAAAGAGUUUUUUAAAGCACUGCUAUUAUACUUUCUUAUAUGUUUGGUAUAUGUAUAGCAUAAAUUAUCUGGAACCAUUUAUACACAUGAACAUUUCUGAAACUUAAAUACGUAAUAUCUACCAUAUUAUUUUGUAAAUUUUGAUUCCAAUAUAUAUUCAUAACCAAACAAGUUAACCGUCAUCUUUUUUUUCGAAAAACCACAAUUAUGUAACAAUUUGUAGAAUGGAACAGAAAUUAAGUAAGAGCGCAUUUUCAAGGUAUUUUGGAGCGUCUUCUGAAAUAUUUGAUGUUCACCUCAGUGAUUGUCUAAAAUAAUAAAACUAAAAUCUAAAAGACAUCAGACCAGUGUA
Molecule: messenger RNA, 5978 nt
Organism: Homalodisca vitripennis (glassy-winged sharpshooter)
Lineage: Eukaryota; Metazoa; Arthropoda; Insecta; Hemiptera; Cicadellidae
Product: serine/threonine-protein phosphatase rdgC-like
Exons: 14
Coding region: 121-2292 (723 amino acids)
Biological process (GO): detection of stimulus involved in sensory perception
Cellular component (GO): nucleus; cytosol
Molecular function (GO): protein serine/threonine phosphatase activity; iron ion binding; calcium ion binding
Source: RefSeq, a predicted model, not a curated record